UCGUAGGAAACCAGCUUGUCACCGGCUCGUUGAGUCGAGUCAUUUUUCUCUCGGCCGGCAAGGAGGUCGGCGUUUUUAUCUUACUUUAUAUACCAUUUCCUGCCGGCAACAUGACGAGCGUGGACAUUGGGGAGGUUUUAAAGAUAUUGGGAGCAUUCGGACGUUAUCAACGGUUUGUCUUUUUCUUGAUCUGUUUUGUCAUGAUACCAUGCGCCUUUGUCAACCAGGCGACAAUAUUUUUGGGAGUUUCGACUGACCAUUACUGCCGGAUAUUCGACAAUCAGACAUACGAAAAGGACUCUGCUUUAAAGGAAUGUUUCAUACCAUAUAGCUAUGACAAUGUCAGUGCCAGUGUAACGUGGGAGAAAUGUACAAUGUACGAAGUGAAUAAAUCCCAUAGUAGUUCUCUAUCGGUAGAAUGCAAUUAUACGGAACCAAUAACCGAAUGUUUAAACGGAUGGGUCUAUGAUAGGUCCACUUAUGAGAAUACAAUUGUACACGAGUUCGAUUUGGUAUGUGGACGAGCAUGGUUACAUGAAUUAGCGUUGAUGAUGGUUCCUCUUGGAAAGUGUGUCGGCUCUGUCAUAUUGGGUCAACUGUCUGACAUUCUUGGGAGAAAACAUGUCUUCUUCACGUCACUACUCUGUACUUUCGUGAUUGGGUUUAUUACAACAUUUUCUACUGGUCCCAUAUUUUACAUGAUUGGACAGUUCGCUUUAGGAUUUACACACAGUGGUAUCUAUCUUAUUGCCAUGGUGAUAGGUAUAGAGCUUGUUACAUCACAGCAUCGAGCCAUGGCGAUAACGUUCUUUAGCUGUUUCCAUGCCGUUGGCUACAUCACUUUAUCAGUACUAGCGCUGUUAUUUCGCAGUAAUUGGCAGCAUUUAUUAUUUACAACGUCACUGGCAUGGCUGACGUACUUUCCAUACUACUGGUUGUUACCAGAGUCACUGAGGUGGUUGAUCAAUAAGAACCGAUUCAUUAAAGCUCACCGUUUGGUUGAUAAAACUGCUCGAUAUAACAAUAUUGAACUUCCAGACAAUUUUUACACAAAGCUUUUUCCAGAGUAUGCAGAUAUGAAAGAAGAACAUACGCAAUUACUCUCAAUGUGUUUACAUCCACGUCUUGUAUUACGACUUUGUAUCCUGUCUCUUAUCUGGUACGUGAAAACCCAUUACAAUAAAUAA
Molecule: messenger RNA, 1187 nt
Organism: Saccoglossus kowalevskii
Lineage: Eukaryota; Metazoa; Hemichordata; Enteropneusta; Harrimaniidae
Product: organic cation transporter protein-like
Biological process (GO): transmembrane transport
Cellular component (GO): membrane
Molecular function (GO): transmembrane transporter activity
Source: RefSeq, a predicted model, not a curated record